AUGAUCACCAUGAUCAUCAAGCUUGAAAAAAAUGGGAACGGGUACCACUACAUUUUGGCAAACAUGGGAUUUAUGGAUAUCGAUCUGACGAAAUUCAGGGAGAGCGGAGCCAACGUCACUGGCUUCCAGUUGGUGAAUUACACGGAUACUGUUCCCGCCAGGAUCAUGCAGCAGUGGAGGAAUAACGAUGCCAGGGAGCUUCCUCGUGUGGACUGGAAGAGGCCAAAGUACACUUCAGCCCUUACGUACGAUGGGGUCCGGGUGAUGGCUGAGGCGUUUCAGAACCUGCGGAGGCAGCGGAUUGACAUCUCCCGACGUGGCAAUGCUGGGGACUGCCUCGCCAACCCGGCCGUGCCCUGGGGACAAGGAAUCGACAUCCAGAGAGCACUGCAGCAGGUCCGUUUUGAAGGAUUGUCUGGCAACGUUCAGUUUAAUGAGAAGGGGCGGAGGACCAACUACACCCUCCAUGUGAUUGAGAUGAAACACGAUGGGAUCAGAAAGAUUGGUUAUUGGAAUGAAGAUGAAAAGUUAGUUCCAGUAGCCAUAGACACUCAAACCGGCAACGAGUCCACGAGCCUCCAGAACAGGACGUACAUAGUCACAACGAUCCUAGAAGACCCAUAUGUGAUGCUCAAGAAGAACGCCAACCAGUUUGAAGGCAAUGAAAGGUAUGAAGGCUACUGUGUGGAGCUUGCUGCUGAGAUUGCAAAGCAUGUUGGCUACCACUACAGGCUGGAGAUUGUCAGAGAUGGGAAGUACGGAGCCCGGGAUCCCGACACCAAAACAUGGAACGGCAUGGUGGGAGAACUUGUUUAUGGGAGGGCUGAUGUGGCUGUGGCACCAUUAACCAUCACUCUGGUUCGAGAAGAAGUUAUAGACUUUUCCAAACCUUUUAUGAGCUUAGGUAUCUCUAUCAUGAUAAAAAAGCCUCAGAAGUCCAAACCAGGAGUGUUCUCUUUUCUGGACCCUUUGGCCUAUGAAAUAUGGAUGUGCAUUGUUUUUGCCUACAUUGGAGUGAGCGUUGUCCUCUUCUUGGUGAGUCGCUUCAGCCCUUACGAGUGGCACACUGAGGAGUUUGAGGAAGGACGGGACCAGCCGGCCAACGAUCAAACAAAUGAGUUUGGGAUAUUCAACAGUCUCUGGUUCUCCCUGGGAGCUUUUAUGCAGCAAGGAUGUGAUAUUUCUCCAAGGUAAUUUUUCUUGGAAAAGCAGGCACAAUACAAGGUGGCUGAAAAACUGCAUGAAAUACAGAAGAUGUGAAUCUGUGAUAGAGACACAAGUAGAGGUGUAUUUGUAAAUAAGG
This is a messenger RNA of Meleagris gallopavo (turkey), 1303 nucleotides long. The record is from RefSeq and is a predicted model, not a curated record. NCBI's taxonomy places the organism in Eukaryota, Metazoa, Chordata, Aves, Galliformes, Phasianidae.